GCGGAGCUUUCGUGCGCAGGUCACGUGAGCCGCUGUUGACACUUCCGGGUGGGACGAGAGUGAGGCGGCGGACUGGUUGGUCUGCUGAGGUACAGGCAUGGCGUACCACGGCCUCACUGUGCCUCUGAUCGUAAUGAGUGUUUUCUGGGGCUUCGUGGGCCUUCUCGUGCCCUGGUUUAUCCCCAAGGGUCCUAACCGGGGAGUUAUUAUCACCAUGUUGGUGACUUGUUCAGUUUGCUGCUAUCUCUUUUGGCUGAUUGCAAUUCUGGCCCAGCUCAAUCCUCUCUUUGGACCACAGUUGAAAAAUGAAACCAUCUGGUAUCUGAAGUACCACUGGCCUUGAGGAUGAAGACAUGUUCCAUAGUACCCAGGCACUGAGGUCACAGAGAGAAUGCCUUCUAGAUGCAAAAUCAGCUCUACACCCAGACCACCUUCUUCGAUAGAAAUGCCACUUUGGGCAUUACCUGCCUUACACUUGAAGACCUUCCUCUACAUGCAGUAUUUUUUCUUUCACCUUUUUUACACUCUGAAUUAUGUGCCUACUUAGCAGACUCUGUGAGAUGUGUCUGCACUCUGCUGAGAGAAGAGAUGCUGUUCUGAGAAAUCUGUUACCCUUGUCUUGGAGCCUGUGGCUUUGAAAAAUGGCUCUUGCCAGCUCACAACAUGAGAGUCGGCGAUGUGUUUAAAAUUGCUGCAAGACAAAUAAGACUCAGUGGGGCAGUCCGAAGUGCCCGCUCAAGAGAAGCUCUACCCCAGCAGAUGUACACCAAGCUCUAUUUUCAGGAUGAAUUUCUUACUUCUACGUCUUUGGAAUAAAUUAUUUUUCUUCUUUCUUU
This is a messenger RNA of Peromyscus leucopus (white-footed mouse), 836 nucleotides long. RefSeq names its product ATPase H+ transporting V0 subunit e1 (gene Atp6v0e1). Lineage: Eukaryota; Metazoa; Chordata; Mammalia; Rodentia; Cricetidae. Bases 98 to 343 code for a protein of 81 amino acids. Gene Ontology annotation, cellular component: proton-transporting V-type ATPase, V0 domain. Gene Ontology annotation, molecular function: proton-transporting ATPase activity, rotational mechanism. The record is from RefSeq and is a predicted model, not a curated record. Gene Ontology annotation, biological process: proton transmembrane transport. The transcript is spliced from 4 exons.